Messenger RNA from Zychaea mexicana, 2228 nucleotides. RefSeq lists its product as uncharacterized. The record is from RefSeq and is a predicted model, not a curated record. The transcript has a single exon. Lineage: Eukaryota; Fungi; Mucoromycota; Mucoromycetes; Mucorales; Lichtheimiaceae. Bases 51 to 2129 code for a protein of 692 amino acids.
AUCUGAGAUUUUUGUCUUUUUCUCUUUUCUCUUUUGACCACAAUUAAAGUAUGCUCGAGCCUGAAGUACCGUAUGACGCAGAUCAUGGUGUUGAAGAAGACGAAGACUGGCGCGAUCCCCAAAUCGCGAGUGGUGAUGCUGCUGCUGCCCUUCGUGUUCAAGAACAAGAAUGGGGUGGUGACGAUGGAGCCCGUGAUGCGCAAGGUGGUAAUGUCGGCUAUGAUUACUACGCAGCACCACCACCUAUUACUGAAUCGCAAGAGCAAAUGCCCGAAGACUGCUGGAUGUUGCCACCAGAAUACACUCUGGUCGAUGUAUUGGGCAGAAACAAAUCCAAGUUGGACGAAAUUCGCUUUGAAACGAGUACAUCUCUGAAGUACAAUGAAGCCAAACACCAAGUUGACAUUUGGGGCGAUCGUGAGUCUGUCUACCGCGCAAAGCAUUUAUUGGACUUGAUUGUGCAGCGUCUGCAUCGAAGAUCCGAAUCGUCCCGCCGCAAGACUAAAAAAUGGGGCAAGCCCGAGCGUGAAUUGACAGAAAAGGAACGUAGGCGUGCAGAACGGAAACAACUCAAGGCAGAAGAAGAACGCACUUUUCAUCGUUUUCCAAAUCAACCACUCUCAUACAACGCAAUUGUGCCCAUUCCUAACAAUAGCAUUCCCAUGAAUCAAGUAUUGGGUUUGAAGGAAGAGUUCUUGAACCGGAUCAGAGCAGACUGCAAAUGCUUUAUGAACUACAAUCAAAAUACCAAUGUUAUCAAUGUCACAGGUGAGAACGAAGAUAAAGUUAAGGAGGCAGCAUCGCGAAUGCGCAACCUGUAUCUCAAGAACGCCCGCUCGCCGCAAUAUGCCACAUUGCGUUUGCUCAAACAACCCAAAACGAACAUGAUGGUCAAGUAUCGAAAACUGCCUCAAGGUUAUAUCACGCCGCGGUACGCCCUACCUGCCGAACAGCAAAGCAUUCUUGCAAACAACCGAUUGUUGGAAGGCAUGGUCACUGGUGUGGUGGCGCGUAUCACGGAGCGCCAAAAUCUGAUUGACUUGGACGAUGAUCCACAAGACAACGAUGCCAACGCAGAUAGCGGUUUGUCAGAUGAAAUGCGACAGUUGGACGCAAAGAACGAGAAACAAAUGAUUAACGCGCUCGAAAUGGGUCUGGCCAGUAUACGGUUGUGCCAAUACGAGAUCAAGAUGAAAAUCAGAUUCGGCCAAAUUGUACUUACGGACUAUCCGAACCGUCAGGAUACCAUUCCGCUCGAGGAUCUUGCGAACAAGUUCUUCCCGCACCACAAGUUCAGAAGCGUCUUAGCGCCCUGCAUUGGUCGCAGCAUUGAAGAGCUUCACCCAUUGUUCGAAUGGCUAUCCUCGAACUGCAUCCAGUUUACUGAUUCUCCGCGCACGUCUUAUACUGUUGAGGCGGACCAAUACCCACAGUUCGUACAAAGGCCAUCCGCUUAUGCACGCCGUGAUCAGCAGACAGCCCCCAUGGAACAGGACAAGUGGCGAACAACCAUUAUCGCAAACUUUACCGGCGAACGACGGGUUGGUUUAUGGAACCUGAUUGCCGAGGGCCAAGAUAUUGUCACUAUCAGCAGCGCGGAUUUGGAAAACGACUACUCGUGGGAACUCAAACUGCAGAGCGCACAACGGUUUAGCUCCAUGGACGACAUGGAUACACCACAUGGCCAGUUUGUAGAAUCUUUAACACUCGAUCCAGAAACCAAUCGACUUAUCCUAGUGCCUAACACACGAGACUAUGAGCCGCAUUUGAUCACGCAAAAGACUAAAUGGGUGUAUGCUUUGGACGAUUGGAUCAUUGAAGUCGGCCGUGACGAGGUCUGGGAUAUCCAUCAGAUUGAUCUGUCGGACGAUCGUCGUGAUUUGCCUGUCAAUCUGUCUAGCUUCAACCCACAUCGUGUUAUCCUCAAGUUUUCAAUUUAUCGCGAGACCUGGGUCAACCGCUUUGCCGAGAAUUUGUCAUUGCAGAUUGGUGAGGCGCCUAACUGGACUCCAGCACAAUUCUUGGCCAACGGCAAUGAGAAUAUGCACGAAAUCAUCAGUGUAGCACAACAAAUGACAGCCAUGCUAAGCAAGGAGGUCAAGCCCUACUACGAGUCUCUUGCUCUGUAAAAAAAUAUUCCACUGACCCUCUCUCCUUCUUUACAUAAAAAAAAAAUACAUUGUAAUCAUUGUUUUCUAGCAAUAGAAGGUCAAAACGUACUCGUAAUC